AUGGCCACGGAGGACAAGAAGAACAAGGCCACGGCCAGCCUGCUCCAGCCGGAGGCCAACGACGCCGGCGAGCAGGUGCCCGAGGUCUACCGCUCGCUCAACUUCCGCAGCCUGCAGGACCCGUACUCGCACGGCGCCGGCGACACCAUGGCCAGCCGCUACAGUACGCUGCGGGCUGACAACCUCGAGACGAUGCUCAACGGCGGCCUCGAGCGCUUCUACAAGAAGUACGACCACCUGUCGCGCAAGAUCAACCUGCAGCUGCCCACGCCCGAGGUGCGCUUCGAGAACCUGUCCUUCUCGGUGCAGGUGCCGGCCGAGGUGGGCGCCCACGGCACGGUGGGCUCGCACCUGGCCUCCAUCUUCACGCCGUGGCAGAAGGUGCCCAUGACGACCAAGCACGCGCUGCACCCGAUGAGCGGCAUCAUCAAGCCUGGCUCCAUGACGCUGAUCCUGGCUAACCCUGGCGCCGGCAAGUCGACGUUCUUGAAGGCUUUGGCCGGCAAGCUGCAGGACAACAAGCAGACGAAGCUGGGUGGCGAGAUCCUGUACUCCGGCCUGAGAGGGGACGAGAUCGACCUCAUCAAGCUGGCCGGCCUGGUUGACCAGAUGGACAACCACAUCCCGACGCUGACGGUGAGGGAGACGUUCAAAUUCGCCGACAUGUGCGUCAACGGCCGACCCGAGGACCAGCCCGAGGAGAUGCGCGAGAUCGCUGCUCUCCGCACGGAGCUGCUUCUGCAGAUCCUGGGUUUGGAGAACUGCGCCGACACCGUCGUCGGUGACGCUCUGCUGCGUGGUGUCAGUGGCGGUGAGCGCAAGCGUGUCACUGUGGGUGAGGUACUGGUCGGUGGCCAGAGCCUGUUCCUGUGUGACGAGAUCUCCACGGGUCUCGACAGUGCCGCUACGUUCGAUAUCGUCAAGUCCAUGCGCACGUGGUGCAAGACGCUGGGCGGAUCGGUGAUCGUCGCGCUGCUCCAGCCGACGCCCGAAGUCGUUGAGAUGUUCGACGACAUCUUGAUGGUCAACGAGGGCCACAUGGUCUACCACGGCCCGAGAACCGAGAUCCUGGACUACUUCCAGGGCCUUGGCUUCACGUGCCCGCCCCGUGUGGACCCGGCCGACUUCCUCAUUGAAGUGACGUCGGGCCGCGGCCACCGCUACUCGAACGGAACGGUCCCCAACAAGAACCUGCCUGUGACGUCCGAGGACUUCAACAACCUCUUCUGCCAGUCGCACAUCUACAAGAAGACGUACGAGGCCAUCAGCAAGGGCUUCAACGAGCACCAGUUCGAGAGCCCCGAGGACUUCAAGAAGGCCAAGAGUGUGGCCAACCUGGCCCGCUCCAAGGAGAAAUCCGAGUUCGGCCUGGCCUUCCUCCCGAGUACCAUGCUGCUGUUGAACCGUCAGAAGUUGAUCUGGCUGCGUGACCCCCCGCUUCUGUGGGGUAAGGUUAUCGAGGCCAUCAUCGUUGGUCUUGUCAUGGGCAUGAUCUACUUCAACGUGAGCUCGACGUACUACCUGCGCAUGAUCUUCUUCAGUAUCGCGCUGUUCCAGCGUCAGGCGUGGCAGCAGAUCACCAUCUCGUUCCAGCUGCGCAAGGUCUUCUACAAGCAGCGCGCGCGCAACUUCUUCCGCACGAACUCGUACGCAAUCGCCGAGAGUGUGGUGCAGAUUCCAGUCAACCUGAUCGUCUCGUUCAUCCUCGGCACGUUCUUCUACUUCAUGAGUGGACUGACGCGCACGUUCGAGAAGUACAUCGUGUUCUUCCUGGUGCUUGUGUGCUUCCAGCACGCCAUCAGCGCGUACAUGACGAUGCUGAGUGCACUGUCGCCCAGUAUCACGGUUGGCCAGGCCCUGGCUUCGAUCUCCGUGAGCUUCUUCCUGUUGUUCUCGGGUAACAUUAUCCUGUCCGACCUGAUCCCGGACUACUGGAUCUGGAUGUACUGGUUCUCUCCGAUCUCGUGGGCGCUGCGCAGCAACAUGCUGUCGGAGUUCUCGAGCGACCGCUACACGCCCGUUGAGAGCAGGACGCUGCUCGACAGCUUCUCGAUCUCACAGGGCACGGAGUACAUUUGGUUCGGUGUCAUUGUUCUGCUGGCGUACUACUUCUUCUUCACGACGCUGAACGGUCUGGCGCUGCACUUCAUCCGCUACGAGAAGUACAAGGGCGUGAGCGUGAAGACCAUGACCGACAAGGCUGACGAGGAGGACAACGUGUACGUCGAGGUGAACACCCCUGGUGCUGUGUCCGACGGUGCCAAGUCUGGCAACGGCUCGGGCCUCCCGUUCACGCCGUCGAACCUGUGUAUCAAGGACUUGAACUACUUCGUGACACUGCCGUCGGGCGAGGAGAAGCAGCUUCUGAAUGGCAUCACCGCUCACUUCGAACCGGGCCGCAUGGUGGCGCUUAUGGGUGCCACCGGUGCCGGUAAGACGACGCUGAUGGAUGUGAUUGCCGGCCGCAAGACUGGCGGUCGCAUUGUUGGUGACAUCAUCGUGAAUGGUGAGCCGAAGGACCCGUCCAACUUCAGCCGUAUCACGGCGUACUGCGAGCAGAUGGACAUCCACUCGGAGGCGGCUUCUAUCUACGAGGCACUUGUGUUCUCGGCGAACCUGCGUCUUCCCCCGAACUUCACCAUUGAGCAGCGCAUGAACCUGGUGCACGAGACUUUGGACCUGCUGGAGCUGACGUCGAUUUCGGGCGCCAUGGUCGGCAGUCUGUCGGUGGAGCAGAAGAAGCGUGUGACGAUCGGCGUGGAGGUGGUCGCUAACCCGAGCAUCCUGUUCCUGGACGAGCCCACGAGUGGCCUGGACGCGCGUUCGGCCCUGAUUGUGAUGCGUGGUGUGCAGUCGAUUGCUCGCACGGGUCGUACGGUGCUGUGCACAAUCCACCAGCCGAGUAUCUCCAUCUUCGAGCUAUUUGAUGGUCUGCUUCUGCUGCAAAAGGGUGGCUACACGGCCUACUUCGGUGACCUUGGUGUGGACUCGGUCAAGAUGCUGGAGUACUUCGCGUCGAUCCCCGGCACGAUGGAGAUUCGCCCGCAGUACAACCCGGCCACGUACAUGCUUGAGGUGAUCGGUGCUGGUAUCGGCCGUGACGUCAAGGACUACUCGGUGGAGUACAAGAACAGCGAGCUGUACAAGUCGAACCGCGAGCGCACGCUGAAGCUGGCUGAGGUGUCGGAUGAAUUCACAUGCCACUCGACUCUUAACUACAAGCCGAUUGCCACUGGAUUCAGGAACCAGCUUGGCCAGUUGGCCAAGAAGCAGCAGCUCACGUACUGGCGCAAUCCGCAGUACAACUUCAUGCGCAUGUUCCUGUUCCCGCUGUUCGCCAUCAUCUUCGGCACGACGUUCUACCAGCUUUCUGCUGACAGCGUGAAGCGCAUCAACUCGCACAUCGGUCUGAUCUACAACAGCAUGGACUUUAUCGGUGUCAUCAACCUGAUGACGGUGCUGGAGGUGACGUGCGCUGAGCGCGCCGUGUUCUACCGCGAGCGCAUGUCGAAUUACUACGGUCCGCUGCCUUACAGUCUGUCGCUCUUCUUUGCUGAGAUCCCGUACCUGGUGGUGGUGAUCAUCCUGUUCGUGACGAUCGAGUACUGGCUGGUGGGCUGGAGCGACAACGGCGGCGACUUCAUCUUCUUCAUGUUCGUGUUCUACCUGUACACGUCGGCGUGUACGUUCGUGGGCCAGUGGAUGUCUGCUUUGAUGCCGAACGAGAAGGUGGCGAACGUGGCUGUUGGUGCGCUGUCGUGCCUGUUCAACCUGUUCUCGGGGUACCUGCUGCCGCGCCCUGCCAUGAAGGCUGGCUACAAGUGGUUCACGUACCUGAUGCCCUCGAGCUACUCGCUUGCCGCCCUGGUUGGUGUGCAGUUCGGCGAGGUCCAGGAUGUCAUCUCUGUGACCGCUAACGGCGUCACGACGGACAUGACGGUGGCCGACUACAUUGCGGAGACGUACGACUUCCGGCCGAACCGCAAGUACAACUUCAUGGCCGGCCUCAUUGUGAUCUGGGCUGUGCUGCAGCUUGCCAUCUACCUGACGUUCAAGUACGUGAGCCACCUGAAGAGAUAAGCGGUGACGUUGAAGACAAACGUUGCCGAGCUCUUGUAGCGACUCAGCGUAAGAUUGAUUUAGCAGCGAAGAGAUAGCUGCCGUGCAUUUGCUUUGAAGUAGACUUGUUUCAUUUACCCCUUCAC
Molecule: messenger RNA, 4205 nt
Organism: Phytophthora sojae
Lineage: Eukaryota; Oomycota; Peronosporomycetes; Peronosporales; Peronosporaceae
Product: pleiotropic drug resistance protein ABC superfamily
Exons: 1
Coding region: 1-4080 (1359 amino acids)
Cellular component (GO): membrane
Molecular function (GO): ABC-type transporter activity; ATP binding; ATP hydrolysis activity
Source: RefSeq, a predicted model, not a curated record